AUGGAAUCCCUGCAUUCGUAGAUUAUCUUGAUGGCCGUCAUUGCCAUAACUUCGGGUACACCGACGCAUUACCAAUAUCAUGGACCACCCGCACCCAUAGGUCACGAUGGCAGAGUCAUAGAUACACCGGAAGUAGCCCAUGCUAAAGCGGCGCAUCUUGCCGCCGUGGCGGAAGCUGCCGCGAAAGUUCCUUACGGUUUGGCUUCCUACGCAGGAAAUCCAGACUAUCACGGAUAUUCAAAACCGGCAUCGGUCAGUCACCAGAUGUAUCACAGCGGACAUGGAUAUCAUGGACCACUCGCUCCGUUAAAUCACGAAGGUCGCGUAGUAGAUACGCCGGAAGUGGCCCGUGCGAAAGCCGCGCACUUGGCGGCUUACAAUCACAUAGCUUCCUCGGCACCUGUCGGCGUGGAUCAUUCCCAGAUUUAUGAUCAUCAUUAUUAUGGCACUUCGCACAUCCCUUUGUAUCAUGACAACAGAAUCAAUAGUCCCGAAGGAGAUCACACCAGAUACACUCAUCCUACCGCCUAUGCUAAUGCUCUUCAUAAUUACGACGACGUUUACUGAUUUUGUUAAUCAAGGAAACACAUUAGCCAAUACUGUAACCGCUAAUUAUCUUGCAUUUAAUCGAUGAUAUAUAUAUG
Camponotus floridanus (Florida carpenter ant) is the source of this 644-nucleotide messenger RNA. Its product is annotated as cuticle protein 5-like. The transcript has 3 exons. The record is from RefSeq and is a predicted model, not a curated record. NCBI's taxonomy places the organism in Eukaryota, Metazoa, Arthropoda, Insecta, Hymenoptera, Formicidae.